Molecule: messenger RNA, 616 nt
Organism: Hipposideros armiger (great roundleaf bat)
Lineage: Eukaryota; Metazoa; Chordata; Mammalia; Chiroptera; Hipposideridae
Product: butyrophilin-like protein 8
Exons: 3
Molecular function (GO): protein binding
Source: RefSeq, a predicted model, not a curated record
GUUUUCAGACUGGAGAAGGGAGCAUAGAGUUGCAGAACUGAGAGAGGCCUGGAAACACGCAGUGGAGGUGACCCUGGACCCAGAGACAGCUCACCCCCAGCUCUACAUUUCUGAUCUGAUAGCUGUGCGCUAUAGGAACAUUCCACAGGUGGUGACCGACUCGGACAAGAGAUUUGCAUGGAAGUGUGUGGUGGCUUCUCAGGGAUUCCAGGCAGGAAAACAUUACUGGGAAGUGGACGUGGGACACAAUGAAAUGUGGGGUGUGGGAGUGUGCUGGGACGAUGUGAACAGGAAAGUGGUACCUGUGACUUUGUCUCCCAACUAUGGGUACUGGGUGCUCAGACUGACAAGAGAACAACAGUAUCUCACAUUAACCCCCUGUAGAAUCAACCUUUCUCUGAAAACACCUCCUACACGAGUUAGGGUCCUUCUAGACUAUGAGGGUGGAGCCAUCUCCUUCUUCAGUGUAAAUGAUCAGUCCCACAUUUACACCCUGACACGUCAGUUUGAAGGGUUAUUGAGACCCUACAUCCAACAUCAUGUGAGUGAUGAGGAAAACGUGACCUCCAUAUUGAUCUGCCCAGUGUCCCAGGAAUCAGAAAAGAAGAACUUCUGA